AUGAAGUUCCUGAUCUUCUUUGGUCUUUGUUUGGCUGUAGCCUCUGUCGCCUCUGGGUACACCUAUAAGUAUCCAUACUCGUAUUAUGGACCUAAGCCCUACAACGAUUUAGGCUAUACACCAUAUUAUGGAUAUUAUUCACCAUACACCUACCACGCAUCGCCUUACGAAUACGGUUAUGCUGGUACAGGCGGCUAUAAGACAUACGAUGGUUAUGGCUAUGGCUAUGGCUAUGACACCUAUGGAAAAUAUUACCGCGGCUACCCUGGCAAAUACUCGCCCUACAAGUACUAUACCCCUACCUACGACACCAAGUAUCCGGCAACGUACGCAGGCGAAUACCCUACCUACAAGUACUAUACCUCUUCCUACGACACCAAGUAUCCGGCAACGUACGCAGGCGAAUACCCGUCCUACAAGUAUCCGGCAACGUACGCAGGCGAAUACCCGUCCUACAAGUACUAUACCCCUACCUACGACACCAAGUAUCCGGCAACGUACGCAGGCGAAUACCCUGCCUACAAGUACCCGACAUACAAGACUCACGAGGGAUACGCAGGAUAUUAUGAUAAUAAAUAUGGUACUAACUACCCAACUUACAAGGGAUACGGAUACAGCGCUUAUCCACAAACUCCAUUGAGAGACAGUCAAGACCGCCGUGACGAUUCAGGUGAUGAAAAAGAG
Molecule: messenger RNA, 684 nt
Organism: Brenthis ino (lesser marbled fritillary)
Lineage: Eukaryota; Metazoa; Arthropoda; Insecta; Lepidoptera; Nymphalidae
Source: the annotation of a GenBank genome assembly